ACCCGCCGCAUCCUACACGACUGCUCGCCAUUCAAACCCCCGCUCCUCGGCGUCGUCGCUCGCUGAACACCUGCUGCUUUUUCUUCUGCUCCCAGCAGGUCGAGACUCGAGAGCUCCCGUCCGUCUCGCUCUCGCAUGCUGCCUCCGACGGCGGCUUCCACCACCGCGUCGCCGUUUUCUCCUGCUCCGUGCGGCGUUUUACCCACGUGCCUCGAGGAUGAGCUCUGCUCAACCACUGCUUUCUUCAGCGGUGCUCUGAAACCUGUAUCGGUGAAGGCUCCUGCGUGGAAACUGGAAAGAGGAGCAUGGGUGCGGCGCCUGGAGGCAAGCCGGAGAACAAGGUUGUGCCGGAUGCUGCGGCGUGGGUGUUCAACAUCGUCACCUCAGUCGGCAUCAUCAUGGUUAACAAGGCCCUGAUGGGUACUCACGGGUUUGGCUUUGUUACGACAUUGCCUGGGAUUCACUUUGCAACUACAGCUUUGGUGGCAUUGAUACUAAAAUUGUUAGGAUAUCUUGAGCCAUCCUAUUUACCUCUUCCAGAGCUUAUGAAGUAUGUCCUUUUUGCAAAUAUAUCAGUUGUUGGAAUGAAUGCUAGCUUGAUGUGGAACUCUGUUGGAUUCUAUCAGAUAUCCAAGUUGUCUAUGGUUCCAGUUUUAUGCAUGCUGGAAGUCCUAUUUGAGAAUAUCCGUUACUCGAGGGACACAAAGCUUAGCAUAAUAGUUGUCCUAGUAGGAGUUGCAAUAUGUACUGUCACUGAUGUUAGUGUAAAUACCAAAGGCUUGAUAGCUGCUGCAGUAGCGGUUUGCAGUACUGCAUUUCAGCAACAUUACAUCCAUCACCUUCAGAACAAGUAUUCCCUUAGCGCAUUCAACCUCUUGGGUCAUACUGCUCCAGCCCAAGCAGCAUCAUUGUUACUACUUGGGCCUUUUGUGGACCAUUGGCUGACCAAUAAUAGAGUUGAUACUUACCGUUAUAACAACGUGGUGGCGUUCUUCAUAGCACUGUCGUGCAUGAUUGCCAUUGGAACCAACCUGAGCCAGUUCAUAUGCAUUGGGAGGUUCACAGCCGUCUCAUUUCAAGUUCUGGGCCACAUGAAGACGAUCCUUGUGCUCACCCUGGGGUUCAUCCUCUUCGGAAGAGAAGGCCUGAACGUUCAUGUGGCAUUUGGUAUGAUCCUGGCCAUUGUGGGUAUGAUUUGGUACAAUCAUGCGUCCUCGAGGCCUGGAGGCAAAGAGUGCCAAGAUUACAGGGAGCCGGUCCAGGAAGACAUCGAACAGGUCGAUCAACCACCACAGGUGAAACCUGACGGAAAGAAUUGAGACGAAAGCCUAGAGAUGCCGUACUCGACAUCCAUUUGUCCCUUCUGGGUGUAGCCGCUUACUUGGUAGAGACGCCGGGAGUACUGUACAUUUCUCCCAGUUUCAUUGGUGAGCAAGCGACGGGGAUGCAACGACACCUCGCGGCAGGAAGAUCAAUGAGAUACGCCUGGAGGCAGAUCCCCGUGAUGUGAUGUCCAACAAACAUGAUCUGCAAAUUCUGUGGUGGUUUGUUUCAAAAAAAAAUAAUAAUCUGUGGUGGUGUAUACUGGUACUCUACUAGCCAGUAGGCAGGUAGGGGUAGGAGAAAACGUGCCAAAGAGAAUGGAUCGUUCAGCCACAACUACCAGAAAGAGAUAACACAUCGAGCUCUGGAAUCAACUGGGUUUUUUCUCGAAUAGGAAUCAACUGGUUUGGAGCC
Molecule: messenger RNA, 1737 nt
Organism: Panicum hallii
Lineage: Eukaryota; Viridiplantae; Streptophyta; Magnoliopsida; Poales; Poaceae
Product: UDP-rhamnose/UDP-galactose transporter 5-like
Exons: 7
Coding region: 306-1319 (337 amino acids)
Cellular component (GO): Golgi apparatus
Molecular function (GO): antiporter activity; UDP-galactose transmembrane transporter activity
Source: RefSeq, a predicted model, not a curated record